UACUAUAUACAUCUCGAUGCGCAUGACUGUUUAGUAUGUUUCGCUUUUGCUGAUCCCCAAGCCGGCCCGGCGUGUUCAAAUAUAUUUCAUUACUUUAAUUCGCCUUUAACGUAGUUCUCCUGGUACUGUUUAUUGGUUUACGUUAUUUUUACAUAAAAAUCAAUCAGUCGAAAUUAGUUAGCCACAACAUAAGUUAGGUACGGAGGAGACGUGCUCAUAUAAAGCUACAUUUUUGUAAACCGAUAAAGUUGCAGUCACCUUUUGUUCGGUGCCCCUAAUAGACGUGCUUGUUUUCAACACUUUUUAUUUGUCCGUCAACGACGUAUUUUGUGAAUCCAAACACAAAACCGCUAGCACCGAAUACAGGAUGGAUAUUGACAUGAAUAUUUAUAUGGAUUUUGAAAGUCGUUUGAAAACCUUUAAUGAAAAUUGGAGUCUAACUUUUAUAUCACCUUUUGAAAUGGCCCAAGCUGGUUUUGCUUACUUAGGCGUUAAACAUCUAGUGAGAUGUAGUACUUGCAAAAUAAGACUUUCUACAUGGCGAAAUGGUGAUAAUCCAUUAUGUAUACAUUUUAGUAUCGCUACUAAUAGAUGUGGAUUUCUUCGAGAGUCUUUGAUGACAAGUAGAGGUCGUAUGAAUACGUUUCAAGACUGGCCUGUUACCUUUUUAAAACCUCGUGAUAUGGCCAAAGCUGGUUUUGUUUACACAGGUGUUGGAGAUAAGGUAAAGUGUUUUACGUGCUUGGAAGAAUUUGAUAGAUGGGAAAAAAAUGAUACUCCAAUGGGUGAACAUAUGUAUCACAGUUCACAAUGUCCAUUCGUGAUUUCAUACAAAAGAAAAUUUAACAAUCCUUCUGGUCCCUAUGGCUUAACCAGUUUGGGAGUAAAAACGAUAGAAGAUAAGUUACAUACUGAGGGUAUUGUGCUAUUUGUAAAUCCUUUAGUUUAUGAAACAAUGGUUGCCUUGAAUGCCCGCCUCAAAUCAUUUAAUAGAUGUGUGAUAUCAUUGCAACUAGAUAUUAAUGCUGUAUGUAAAGCUGGAUUUUUUUAUUCAGGCAAUGGUUAUACUGAUAGUUUGACUUGUUUUUAUUGUGGUGUUACUAUCAUUAAAUGUAAUGGAGACUUUGACCCAUGGGAAGUACAUGCCGAAAUGUCGAAAACUUGUAAUUAUUUGUUUUUAAAGAAAGGCAAAAGCUUUUGCGACAGGGCGAAUGACGUGGAAAGCGAUGAAAUAAAAUCCAAUCAACUGAAAUUAUUCAAGUUGAUCGCUGCAAAGAAAAAUACACUCACACUCAAAUCUAAAAUGAGUAUACAAUCAACAAAAAAGCAUUUUAAAAGAUAAAAAUCACCAAAAUAUUAUCUGAUAAAAUUGAGGAGCAUCUUUUUCAAAAGCUAGCACCAAAUUUAUUACCUGAUAAU
Aphis gossypii (cotton aphid) is the source of this 1419-nucleotide messenger RNA. RefSeq names its product putative inhibitor of apoptosis. Lineage: Eukaryota; Metazoa; Arthropoda; Insecta; Hemiptera; Aphididae. Bases 368 to 1342 code for a protein of 324 amino acids. The record is from RefSeq and is a predicted model, not a curated record. The transcript is spliced from 8 exons. Gene Ontology annotation, biological process: regulation of cell cycle. Gene Ontology annotation, cellular component: nucleus; cytoplasm; spindle microtubule.